AUGAAUUUUUACUAUUACUUUUUCGCUACAGCUUUGGUUUUAACGUUUUUACAUAAAUCAACUACUGAUAACAACACAGAAUUAGUUUAUCCCGAAUGUGGGCUUUUUACACCAUCUCAAGAAUCAAUCGGAUUGGUAUUUUACGUAAAAAUUAAUAAUACUUCAGACAGAAACGAUUACAAUGUUGUGAUAACUCCAGAUGAAUGCUGUCUUGAAGGAGAUAACGUUGAUUGUGAAUCUUUACAAAUUAUCGGGGGAUGUACAGAUAAUGUGCCGAAAGGUGAAACCAAGAUUGUCCUAUUAAUUGCACCAAUCUUAAAUCAAUUUGAUCGUAAAGGAAUAUGUGCUUUAUAUAUUGAUUCUAAAACAAGUAAUGGCCAAAAUAAAAGGGACACAAUUAAAAUCAGCUUUGAUACAACAUUAUAUAAAAAUAAAUAUGAUUUUUCGGAUAAUUAUGAGCACUGUCAAUAUAAAGAUGAUGAUCCGUUUAACGAUUGCUUGCCAGUAAAUUGUGAUACGUAUUAUAAUGGUAAAAAACCGCAUUACAGCAGGAAAAUAAAAAGAUGCGUUGCUAUACCACCCUGUGCUAAAGAUGAUGACUAUGAAUAUCCUAGUGUUAUCUACAAUCCACAAACAAAUAGGUGCAUAGAGGAUUCAUUGGUAAAUGAAGAUUUGGAAUAUAUCCAAACAUUGGGGAAAGAUAACGGUAAAAUAAAAAGAUCUAAGGAAGUUUUAACGGUAAACGCAAUUCAUCCAGACACAACAGAUUUUGUAAACAAUCAAAAUGAUAUUUUGAUUGAUGACAUAGAAACAACUACAACAGAAAAACAUGAAAAAAAGUACAUUGAAAAAUUACGUGCUUCAAAUCUUAUACCGAAAAAUAAAUCAUCUGAAAGAUCUUCAGAAGAAACAAAUUGUUUAUUAAUAUUCCUUAAAAAAUAUUGUAUGGACAGCAAAUGGACUCUUUUGGUUCUUGUUUUAGUAAUUAUAGUGCAGUGUUUUAUGAUUUGCACAAUGAUUUAUUGUUUGUCAAAAACCUAUUCUUGUUGUAGAGAAAAGAAAGUAGUCCGAAAAUUUUACAACUAUCGGCAAGAUGUGUCUGUAACCACUCCAUUAAUUAAUACAAGUAAUAUGGACACCGAGACUACGGGAUAUGAAUUCAUGACUGAGUCUUCUAAUAACAUAGAUCAGAAAAUAAAAUGUUAUAAAGCGUGUCAAAAAGAGAAAAAUACUGUAAAGAAAAGUAUGUCUGAUGAUAUGCUGUCUAAGCUUUUAAAUAGACGAGAUUGGAGGAAAUUUAAAUCACAGGCCAAACCUGAACCUGAAAACCACUUUGAAGAGACAAAAGAACUUGGACCUGAAAAUGACAAAGCUAAUAAUCUCACUAGGGAUGAAAAAGGGUCAAUACGAAAUGAAACAAAAGUAAUUUUUGAAGAUGAAAAAACCAAUAAACCUGUUUCCAAAAUAACAACUAAAUUAGUAAAUAAACUUAUAGACGAAGAUACUUCAAAUCAGAGGACAGAUAUUAAAGGACUCGAAGAAAAUUUAUCAUCAGAAAAGGAAAUAAAAUGCCACAGUUAUAAUCGUUAUGAUGCGAAUGUUGCUGAAUACAGAGCUGACUUAGCGAUAAAUACAGCAGGUCUUUUUGAUACCGAAAAAUCUAAAAAAGUUACACCUAUUUCAUCUGGAAAAGGCGCACAAGCCUAUUUUUCAAACGACUCAAUUGAUGAUUUCUUGUCAGAAAGAGGAAUGAUUUAUUUGGCUGGUGAAAAUAUGUCAAAGUAUACAUUUUCUAGUGGUUCCAAUGAUAUGAAACCAUCAGUUACGUCAUCAGGAUCGAGCAAAACUUCAAAAAACUUUGUUAAAAAUGUAUUUUCCUUGUUGACUAAACGUACUAAACAGAGCCCAUCUUCGGACCCGGGUCAAAAUAAAGACGUUAACCUCGAACUAAUCCACAUGUCAAGAGCCUCUGUUUAUUCUUCCACUAAUGAUUCCGAAUGUACGAAAAAUUUCAAAAGGAAAGAUUCUAGAACUUCUUUCUAA
This is a messenger RNA of Pararge aegeria (speckled wood butterfly), 2043 nucleotides long. RefSeq lists its product as uncharacterized. The record is from RefSeq and is a predicted model, not a curated record. The transcript is spliced from 2 exons. Lineage: Eukaryota; Metazoa; Arthropoda; Insecta; Lepidoptera; Nymphalidae. The coding region runs from base 1 to 2043 and encodes 680 amino acids.